Impatiens glandulifera is the source of this 1887-nucleotide messenger RNA. RefSeq lists its product as uncharacterized. The coding region runs from base 334 to 1776 and encodes 480 amino acids. The record is from RefSeq and is a predicted model, not a curated record. The transcript is spliced from 7 exons. NCBI's taxonomy places the organism in Eukaryota, Viridiplantae, Streptophyta, Magnoliopsida, Ericales, Balsaminaceae.
UUCUCAGAAGCCUGUAGGACUCGGCGAAAGAGUGAAUCGCAUGAGCGAAGCCAGAUACCGAUCACCAUGAUAGUGUGGCCAACAGAUCACAACAUUUCCAAUUACUUGAGAAACUGUCGUUUUCUCUUUCAACAGUAUCAAACAAAGCGGGAGAUUGAUCAUUCAACUAUCGUUCAAUUCUUACUCCACUCCUGAUCUGCAAAUCAAUACAUGCUUCAUGAAUCAGGUUGAUACCCUGUAAUUUGUGCUUUGUCAGUGGAAAUAUAGCAUUUAAGAACAAGAGGAAGGAUCGUUAUCUUGUAAAUCUUGAAUGAACUCUGAUGUUUACUCUCAAUGGGAGACUCAUACAGAAAUUUUACUUUAAGGAGCACUAAGAUGCCAAAAAGAUGUCUGGGGUCAUCCGCCACUGCUUCUUCUACUGCAACAUCUAUGCCUAUCACAUUGAAACCUAAAUAUAGGAGAGCAUCGCCUGUUGGUAAUGCAGCAUUAUUUGUGGUCAAGGUAGUUGCACUAGAGGCAGUGCGUAGAUUCUCGAGGGCUAGAUGUCCUUUCUUGUGGUGUGGUAUCCAGGCUUUGCAGGUUCUUUGUGUUCCACCUGUCAAAUGGAUACAAAAAUGGGCUCCUUUAAAGUGUCUGAUCAAUGGGGUGCAGACAUUAUCCAGGCCACUGUUAGUGCUUUCCAUUGCUACUGCAUUCUUUGAUCAUUCUGAGAGUCAAAAUAUUGAUUCAGAUGCUAGAGAUGGUUCACACGUGACUGAUCAGCAGGCUUCUUCAGAAUUGCAGGCAGAAUCACAGAGUCUACAAGAUACUCCAACUGCAAGUAUUCCUAGCGAGGCUUCUGAAAUCCAGUCCCCCAAGAACUGGUUGCAUCAGCUCCAAGCAGAACUUGAGAUUCAGGAAAUAAGUUUACCGGGAAGAUUAAAUGAAGAUGAACUCCUCAGAUUUUUCACUGCUGCAAAUGGAAAUUUUCCAUUCUUCCUAUCGUCAAUUAAGAAGACAAUCCGAUGGAGAGAGACCUACAAUAUUCUUCAAGGAGAGGAACUUGAGAUAUGGUCAAAUAUGGUCUACUGGCAUGGAGUUGACGUGGAGCACCAGCCUUGCCUAAUCAUACGCCUAGGACUAGCAUGCAGUAGUCUAUCAUCUCAUGAAAGACCUCGGUUUAUUCAAGUUAUUGUUUCCCAGGUAGAGCAUGGCAUACUGCAUCUAGUUGACCCAGAACAUCCAAAAAUAACUGUUUUAUUGGAUUGUGAUGGGUUGACCCCCAUGAGAUUUCCUAUGCAAAUGGUGAGGGUUUGUUCUUCUCUUCUUCAAGAUCACUUCCCAAAUCGUCUCGGCUACUUAUUUAUUAUUCGGUUACCUCCAGUUGCUCGAGUAGUUGCACAAACCUUUUUCAAAGUUUUGAAACCAAUCACCCUCCAAAAGCUGAAAAUCGAAGGCCAGAUGUACAAGAAAGUGCUUAUGCAGUAUAUUCCGACUCUACCAACCUAUCUUGGCGGUAAUUGCUUGUGCAAAAGAUGUUCAAAUACAAGUGUUUCUGAUCUGCAACAACUUAGUGGUGAAAUCUGUGGGAUGGAAAGGGACAUGGAUGAUCAUGACCUAAGUGUUGGGGAUCUACAAUCUGGUAAUCAAAUUGACCCGGAUGAUAUGCUCCUCCUCAAUAGCAAUUGUGACCAGGUUUUGCGCACUUCCAUAAUAGGCAUCCUCCUUGUCUGCAUUCUGUUUGCGUUUAUUGCUGGAAUGUAUGAUCCAUUGAGCAGUCCAUUCUUCUCCACUUGAGUGAGGUCAAUGAACUUUCUGCUCAAGCUUGUUUGAUGUAGACUUUUUUUUUUUCUCUCUGAUUUGGUAAAAAGUGAAUUGUUUAGGUUAAAUGACUAAAAUAUUAUUUGU